CUGACUUCUUCUGACAGUAGCUAUCACAACAAAAUACUGUCAUCUUCGUCGCCACCUGUUAUAAAUCUUUCAAAACCCACAAUUACGAGCAUCGUAAGAGAUAAUACAUAAGUAUUAAAGAUGACCAAACUUCUGGAAUGGUUAUCUAUAUUGUCUGCGUUCUUUGCCGUGUGGUACUCCCUCGUCGGCGGUUACGUGAAACACAAGUUCAUUGAAGAGAAUAUGAAACUUAUAAUAAUUUCACCCAUAAUAUUUCUAAUUUUAUUCGGCUUGUACGCUGUUGUUGUCGUUCUAUACAGAGUACUCACUUUCAACGACUGUAAAGAAGCCGCUGAGGAGCUACAGAAAGAAAUAACGAUGGCUAAAAAGGAUUUACAUGAUAAGGGACUUAGAUGGUGAUCUAUAUAAUAUUCCGUUGUUUUAAUUAUUUAUACAUGGACUAUGUAAUUUUAAGUUUAGGUAAAAAAUCCUUUUAUUCAUUACUGAUGUGUUAAGUGUUUGUAAAUUGAAAGAUAUAAUGAUAAAAAAAUAUUUUUUUAAGAUAAAUAUAAAUUUACUUUUUCAAGGAUUUUUUUUUUAAGUGUAAGAAUUUAUUAAUUCUUUUAUGAGCAAUGACUAGGGUACGCUGUUUACAUGCAAAAUGAAUAAAAAUAUAAACAAAUAAGUUCUUUUCAUUCCUAUUAUUGUGAUAAAAUCAUUAAUAAUCAUAGGUUUAUAACAUACUGUUAAAUAAACGAGCGACAAUUAUGAAAUUAA
Messenger RNA from Danaus plexippus (monarch butterfly), 756 nucleotides. It is a transcript of the gene Dpm3, whose product is annotated as dolichol-phosphate mannosyltransferase subunit 3. Gene Ontology annotation, cellular component: dolichol-phosphate-mannose synthase complex; endoplasmic reticulum membrane. The coding region runs from base 121 to 399 and encodes 92 amino acids. The record is from RefSeq and is a predicted model, not a curated record. Gene Ontology annotation, biological process: GPI anchor biosynthetic process. NCBI's taxonomy places the organism in Eukaryota, Metazoa, Arthropoda, Insecta, Lepidoptera, Nymphalidae. The transcript is spliced from 2 exons.